AUGAAUCUGCUUGUGCUUGACUGGCAGCACCGCCACACUCUCUUCCUCACACAGGCGCUCUAUCAGCCUGUCUACCGCUGCUGCGGCCGGGCCACACCCACCAUCUGGCGUUUCCUCCGCCGAAACUUUUUCCUCCCGCCCGAUGGGCUGCCCAUUUUCGAGCCCGAGAGUUUCCGCCUCCGCCGAACCUCCCCGCUAAACUACCAAGACAUAACAGACUUACUUAGCCAGCGUGAGGAGCAGCAGUCGCGGCAUCCCCGGCGGCUCGACGUGCUAAAGCCCGGACCUGUGCCGAGCCUAGCGGAGACGUUCGGGAUGACGACGGGGCUGAACUGGGUGACGAUCCUGGUUCGGAGGCCCGGGAAUUUGUCUAGGAAUCUGGAGGAGAGUGUGUAUGAGAGGGUGGAGGGGUGGAUGAGGAAGGAGUUUGGGGAGAGGCGAGUGGUGGUGUUUGAUGGGAGCCUGCCCCUCAUGGAAGCCCGAGCUCUCUUCCGCCGAGCCGCCCUAUUGGUCGGCACGCACGGGGCCCGCGCUGACCAACCUCCUCUUCAUGCCACGUGGCGCUUUCCUACUGGAGAUCCGCCCUCGGGGUUACCCUAA
This is a messenger RNA of Closterium sp. Yama58-4, 600 nucleotides long. The record is from the annotation of a GenBank genome assembly. NCBI's taxonomy places the organism in Eukaryota, Viridiplantae, Streptophyta, Zygnematophyceae, Desmidiales, Closteriaceae.